GUGUGUGAAGUGAACUUUUUAAACCUGUUAAACCACUUAACCCAAUAUUUCGGAUGUAAAGACCCGCAAACGUUUGAACAAGAUUAGGAUAAUUUACCUUCAGCCUGGUUUUGAUCUCUGUAGCUUUCCGUUGAGUGGACAAGCAGUUAAUUUACCUGCAAAAACACUAACGAGGUGUUUCAACGAUUCGACAUUAUAUUCAAAAUAUUGGACUGAGAGACUACAAAACAAACUCUUAUUAAUCAUUAAGCAUAGUAACAAGUCGUUACACCGAAACGAGCGGCAGUGUGAGGGUUUCAGCAUUAAUUAAAAGUAAAAAUGGCGGAAGCUAUCGACCUUCUUUAACGGCUAGCUAGCUAACGUGUUAGCAAACAACUGCUUAGCAACAUUUCUUAGUUUCUUCAUUGAUACUUUGGAGACACUGAGUGACAUGGACAGGCAUCCGGCUUCACUUUCUCCCCCGACAUGCCGAAUGGAAAGCCACUCAGAGGCGCUGCAGAUCAGCAUAUCUCACCCUAACACGGCUGUGAUGAAGCAGCUCUCUCAACACUGGAAUGGAUUACAGGAAAGAACAAUUUAAAGCGUAAUUAAUUAUGAACAUUGACACGAUUUAGCAGAUGUUUCAUUAUUACUUUGAAGUACGGUUUAUGUCCAGUUUUACAUUUUAUAUUCCAAAUCCUCCCAUUACCUUUGCAGUAAGUCAAAUUAGGCUAAUCAUAGAAGUAAAAGAAACAAUCAACAAGUCAUGCAGUUGAAAUAAUAAAGGCAGCUCCUACAAAACGACACCAAAUUUUCAUCAAAUGCUUCUCAAACUGAUUUACUAUCAACAUGUAUUUCACGUUUUAGAGUAUUGUUGUACACAUACCAAACUAUACAAAAUAUGAAUCAUUAACUUAAAUCAUCUUACAAUUUCCACUCAACUAUAAUUCACAGUUCUCCUAAGCAGCACAUCAAAGGUGUGCGUCUGAACCCCCAUCGACAUUAAGCAGGCUGAAAAACACAUGACACUAAUAAAAGCUGUAUUGUAAAUCGUGAGUAACAGUCUAUAAAUAACCUUUAAGAAAUGUAUUCCGCGUUAUAUCGAUAUAAAUCUGCAUUUGAGUGAUAUGUCAUUAUGGUUGUAGCUUAUUACGCACCGAGGACGAUGUGCACCGAGGACGAUGAACACCAAAGCUUAGACAACACUUUUCUCUCUUUUUUAAAAAACCUUUUUCCUUUCCAUCGAGCUUUGGAUGCUGGGUAAAUAUGCAUAAUGAUUAUAACCCCAGUAGCUCGCUAUCUUCACUUCUUCGCUCAGAAACACACACAGCUGUCUUGAUUCAGAUCUGUCCUCCCACAAAAACACGGACACACUCUCUAUUGGUGCUCCGGAUUCAUGUGGAGUGUGGAGCUGCCUUGCCGGUUGCCAAUCAGAGAGAGAGAGGGGGGGAGACCGAGGGGGGGAGACGCAUGGGAUGCUGAUGACUGAUACUCACUGAGAGGAUGCAAUCGAUCAGGCUUGCAGACGCUCUUCCUUCCACUGUGAUAAACAUGCUGAUUUGCGCAAUUGGACUUCUAUCUGCUGCUCAUUGGCUAAUUGAAUAAGGUAAUGUGAGCACACUGCAUGGGAAAGCCGAGUGAUCAAUGCAGAACCCCUCAGCGCUGUUCGGGAUGGUGAGCCACUGUCAGACCCAAACUUUCUCCGACUUCCCCGGCCUUUCGCUCUCGGUGUACGGCAGCAAGGCGGACCUGUGUGCGUGGAGAGCCGGCAGCGGCGGUUUCGGAUCGCAGAUUUGCCGGAGUCCCAAUGAAACCCCGACGCACAUGAACUGCGCCAGCCCGAAGAGAUUCAGCGCGUCCGAAGAGAAGGCGCAUCUGGCGGCCAAAGCUCCGCGAUCUUGCCUGUCUCUCCCCCCCGUGCAAGUGAAUGGUGCCUACUGCUCGGAGAAGGAUCUGGAGACGGAGCUGGGUGACGCUGAGGGCACCCUGAUGCGAUGUGGGCAGAGCCUGCUGGUGGGGGGUCAUUUAGGGGGGCUUUAUACCCAGAGCCUCCACUGCGACAGACCUACACCAGACCUCAUUCUGCAGGACGGCCCUCACCAAGACACCAGAUCCUGCUCUGCCUUCCAGAGGACCCUGCCGGGGGCCUCACCGGGCCCCGACUGCGACACUGCCAACAGGGCCCGCUCCUCUCUCCCGUACCCAAUCAAACAGGAGAACUCAAUGGGCUACAAGAUCUCCAACGCCGGGGUCCACAGCUCGUCUCAGGCCGGGUUUCAGAACUGUAGCGGAGGCCAAGUCCUGGGAAUGACGAGGGACGAGAUAGUCGGGGCGCCUCAUGUUAGCACCGGCGCGUGCACGGUCGGUAGUGCCGUGUCAGAGAACGCCGUUCAACCGUUUAAUAAUGAAGAUGGCUCCUCCCCGCUGGCAUUGUCCCCCCGUCAGUCAGCGCGGCUGCUCAGUGCGAGCAGUCUGAGGAGACGCUGCCUGUCUCUCGCCUCGCAGUCCUCUGCCGCCGCGGCUGCCAGCGCCGUCGUCACAUCCUCCCCAUUGACUCCCGCCGCUGCCUCUGAGGAGAUCAAUAUCACCGCCAUCAUCUGCUCCUCUUCCCAGAUGUCCAUGGUGGCGUGCGUCAACGGUUUCCGCUCAAACCUCUCGCCAAGCAGCGCCGGCUUCUCCUCCUCUUCCUCCUCCUCCUCCUCUACAUCCCCACCCUCUAACUCCUGCUCCCGGGAAGCCCCCCACAGGCCCCCCCCUCACGGCAGCCCCCAGCAGGCCUCGCUACAGGAGAGCUGUCAGCUUUCAUCACCCGCCACCUGCCUGCUGUCCCUCUCCUCCUCCUCCUCCUCCUCCUCAUCAUCCUCCUCUUCAGUGUCAUCAGUGGAGCCGGAGCAGGGGCAGAGCCAGGGGCCGUGUGAGGAGCGGGGCUCUAUGCUGCAGGGCCGUGGGGCUGGAGGAGCAGCCGGGGGAGGAGUGGGAGGAGGAGGAGGAUCGGACGGGUUGGGGCUACUGAUGAGUGGGGCUCUGAUGUCCGGGAUGCUGCAUUCAGGGACCGAAGCUGCGACUCUCCUGGAUGGGGGCCAAAGAUCAGGGGCGGUCCUCAAACAGGAGCCCCUUGAUGACUUUUCCCCAAGCGAAGAUGAGCUCUUUCAGCACCACUAUCAUCACCACCAUCACUUGAGUGGUCGCAGCGGGCAACUACGUCAGCCUAACCACCCCUCUCGCCCCGCCAUGCCUCCGCCCUACCACCUGCACCAAUACCAGGGGCCCGGUCCUGGGGGCCUGCUGCACCACCAGAGCCAGCAAACGGCACCACCCUCCUCCCUGGGACUCAAACAGACCUCUGGAGGCCCUCCGGGGUCUCACGCGGCCCCGGAGCGGGAAGAAGUUGGAGGCGGAGCGAUGGUGGAUAAGCAGGUGUGUCGCUGGAUCGACUGCAGCGCCGCGUACGAGCAGCAGGAGGAGCUGGUGAGGCACAUCGAAAAGGUCCACAUCGACCAGCGCAAAGGAGAGGACUUCACCUGCUUCUGGGCCGGCUGCAUCCGCCGCUACAAGCCCUUCAACGCCCGCUACAAGCUGCUCAUUCACAUGAGGGUCCACUCCGGAGAGAAACCCAACAAGUGCAUGUUCGAGGGCUGCAACAAAGCGUUCUCACGUCUGGAGAACCUGAAGAUCCACCUGAGGAGCCACACAGGAGAGAAGCCGUACCUGUGCCAGCACCCCGGCUGCCAGAAAGCUUUCAGCAACUCCAGCGACCGAGCCAAGCAUCAGCGCACUCACCUGGACACGAAACCAUACGCAUGUCAGAUCCCCGGCUGCACCAAGCGCUACACAGAUCCCAGCUCUCUACGCAAGCAUGUCAAGAUCCACUCGGCCAAAGAGCAACAGGUGCGUAGAAAGCUGCGGCCCUGUCCUCACAUGGAGCAGGACGUCCUGAGUGACUGUCUGUCCAUGCAGCACCUCCACAGCUCGUCCUCCUCGCAGCACCUCUACAACGGCAAAGAUGGCCGUUCUCCCGGACUGGGCCAAGACAUCUUCACAGGCAUGUACGCCGGCUCCAGCACCCCCCAUCACAGCACCUCAGUGGAGCUCAUCCCCGCCACCGCCAACCCCACCUCCGUCCCGACGGCUGACCUCUCUUCCAGACAGCACCGACUGGACCGGGACCUCGGCAGCCCCCAUCACCUGUCCCCGCUGGCAGCCAUGGACGGCCCCAGAGACGGGGUGUCGGGUCCCCUCCUGUCUCCAGGAAUGAAGGCAACAGGGACGCCUCCUCCUCCUCUGGAGAAACAGCACCUCCAUCCUCACCACAAGCCCUACUCUCACUACCACCACCAUCAGCCUGCAAACGACGAAUACCAGGGCAGCUUUCAGAGCUGCUUCCAUUUCGGGGACUCCUACAGGAUGGAGCAGACGGUCGGCGGGGUCCACGUCCCAGCAGACAACUACGCCUCCCAUCAGCACAACGGCUUCCACAUGACCACCAGCAACACCGGCACUGCAGGCUUCAACCUGACGCAAGAGCUCCAGGGCGGCGCAGGGUGUCAGUUCUCCUCCAGCCCUGAGGAAAACAUUUUCUUCCAGGUGGGAAACUUCGACCGCAGCCUGAGCCACAUGUCCUCCGUCUACUCAGAGACUUAGAGCAACACUGGAGCAGGACACGCUUCACCACACACACUCUGCAGUCCUUCAUCCUCUCAGCUGGAUCCCCCUUCUCUACUUCCUCUUGUUUGUUUUUUUUAACAUAUGGGUCACUCUGAAUAUCUACAUAAUUUAUACCUUGAUCUAUCCUACGCUGCGGAUGGAUGUGUAACCAGUGAGAUGAAACAGAAAUAAACUGCAAUGUGAUUAACUUGAGAUAUUGUGAUUAAAUGAUGACAAAUUGCUCAAAAUACUUUCCCUUUUUUUAAGAUCUGUGACCGCUUUAAAAAGGGAUGUCUCAUCAGAGGUUGCAUGUGUCCAAAAAUUAAUUUCCUUGUCCUAAAUGAAUCAUUUUAACAUGACAUUCUCCAGUAAUUAAUAUGUUGGCAUCAGCUUCUUGCUCUUCCAAUUUAUGAAUGACACAAGUCAAAGAAGUAACACAAAGUCUCCUUUUAUUAGCAAAGUCAAAGAAGCUGAAAAAUCAAGAUAUAAAAAACAAUAUGUGCCCUUCAGUCGAUUUAAAGAUCAAAAAUGCUUUAUU
Messenger RNA from Eleginops maclovinus (Patagonian blennie), 5161 nucleotides. RefSeq names its product zinc finger protein GLIS1 (gene glis1b). Lineage: Eukaryota; Metazoa; Chordata; Actinopteri; Perciformes; Eleginopidae. Gene Ontology annotation, cellular component: nucleus. Bases 1624 to 4620 code for a protein of 998 amino acids. Gene Ontology annotation, molecular function: DNA-binding transcription factor activity, RNA polymerase II-specific; RNA polymerase II cis-regulatory region sequence-specific DNA binding. The transcript is spliced from 12 exons. Gene Ontology annotation, biological process: regulation of transcription by RNA polymerase II. The record is from RefSeq and is a predicted model, not a curated record.